AUGCUGCGGUGUAUUGGAAGCCAAACGAUCAUCGCGAGGGGGCUGGCGCUCAGCGGCGCACGUGUCCCCGGUGGUGUCCGCAGACGUCCAGUGCGACGUCGCUAUCACCUGCUUAGCCCAACCACGGCCAAUGCUGGCAGUGCUGAUAAUUUGAUUGAUCUGCGCUCAGAUACCGUCACGCGCCCUUCUCAAGCGAUGCGUGAAGCAGUGCUCACUGCCGAGGUCGGAGACGACGUGUACGGUGAGGACCCGACCGUCACCGCGCUGGAGCGACGCGCCGCCCAAUUGCUGGGCAAGGAGGCAGCGCUGUUCGUGCCCACCGGCUGCAUGGGCAACAACAUUGCCAUUGCCACCCACUGCCAGCGUGGUGACGAGCUUAUCUGUGGACGCAGCUCCCACAUCUUCAACUACGAGGGUGGUGCUGCCAGCGUCCUCUUCGGGGUGAGCAUGCAUACCCUGGACAAUCGUGCGGACGGAUCCCUUGACCUGCAGCAGGCCGAGCGCUUUGCUGUGCGUCCGGACGAUCAGCACUUCCCUCGUACAAGUCUCUUGUGUCUCGAGGACACCCACAACAUGUGCGGUGGGCGCCGCCUCGCCGCGGACUUCACCGCACAAGCCCGUGCCUUUUGUGAUCGCCACGGCCUGCAAAUGCACCUGGAUGGUGCUCGCGUGUGUAACGCAGCCGUGGCCGCCGGCGUACCCCUCGACGAGUAUGUGCGUGCCUACGACACGGUCAAUGUGUGCCUGAGUAAGGCCUUGGGUGCCCCAGUGGGCUCGGUCCUGACAGGGCCGGCGGACUUUAUUCGCCGCGCCCGUCGCACCCGCAAGCUCCUAGGCGGAGGCAUGCGCCAGGCGGGCGUUAUUGCAUGCGCUGGCUUACUAGCGUUGGACAACAUUGAGCGAUUGGCGGUGGAUCACGGUCAUGCCCGAGCGUUUGCCGCAGCGUUGGCCAGCAAUCCAAAGUUUGAAGUGCUGCCCGUGGAUACGAACAUUGUGAUCUUUCGCCCUCGUGACACAGCUGGCCUGUCCGGCCCAGAAGUCAUCUCGGCGUUUGGCAAGGCCAAUAUUCGCCUGAUCCAUGGCAUUGACACCUUUCAUGUUCGCGCUGUCUUUCAUCUCGACAUAACCCCAGAAAUGGUCGAUCGCGCGUGUGACGUGGCGGCCACGCUAUAA
Molecule: messenger RNA, 1173 nt
Organism: Monosiga brevicollis MX1
Lineage: Eukaryota; Choanoflagellata; Craspedida; Salpingoecidae
Exons: 3
Coding region: 1-1173 (390 amino acids)
Biological process (GO): L-threonine catabolic process; glycine biosynthetic process
Cellular component (GO): cytosol
Molecular function (GO): L-allo-threonine aldolase activity
Source: RefSeq, a predicted model, not a curated record